AUGGAUCCAGACUGGAAAGAAGUCAAGCAUCUAGCGAUGCAAGGUCGUCUACAGAGCCUCAGACUUCGUAUUAUCGAUCUUGCGAAUAACUUGGACAAUUCUACGACAAGACAGCUUGGCAUUCACUGCGGGGCUAUUAUGGAAGACAUCCGCAGCUUGUCCUAUGAUUGUAUUGUAGAGAGCAGGGAUCGACUGGACGAAUUCCAGUUUUAUUGGCGAAUGGCAGAAAUCGAGGUAUUGAUCCAGUUUUGUAUUGACGAGGAACUUCAGAAGAUUGGACGGGCCGAGAAGCAACAGCCUAGGAUGACAACAGAAAAGCGCAGGGAGAUGAUGACGGAUCUCAGAUUUGACAUUCCUUUCACUGAGAUGUGCUUCAUCCCGUUCGAUGCUUAUGACUUCUUCAUGAGCCUCGGACAGGCAUUCAAGGAUCUCAUUGUCGAUGAGUUGCGGGAUCGUGCUCAAGACGAUGCUAUGGCUAGUCUUCAGUCUGUGAAGGAAGAUCAGUCUAUCAAGGAAGAGGAGUGGAUCAAGGAAGUCGUCAGCGAGCCACCUCGUCCCGAACUGCAUCUACCUGGGAGGUUUAUCACUAACGAUGAGCUUAAGCAGCAGUUCAGGGAUCUAGCGGUCAACUUUGAUAAUUCCAGCAAUCGCUGGGCAAAGCAACAAAUUGAUGCGUAUCAGAGAUACCUGCAGUUGCCAGUCACAGACAAAAUGGCAUCGGCAGCUGUGGAAGAGUAUAACGACUGUGUAUCAAUGCAGAUGCCGUGUCCACCAGGUAUGAGCUUGCUUCUCUUUACCCGUUCGGGAGACUGGUGGUUCCCCCAUCCAGUGGACCCCUCUGCCAACAGGUCUCCUUCUUGGGGGGAUGUCCCUAAGCUGGAGGUAAUUACCAUGACUCGCGAACAGCUGCGUGAUGAUCAUGAGUUCGUGGCUGACGCCUUCAAGAAGGAGGUACCUGAAAUUGAGCCUCGUCUCGAGCAGUUGGAUAUUGACUUUGACAAGGUAGUCGCUUCUCAGUAUGGGUUUGUCGUUGCAUGGAAGUACGUGGGGGGCGAUGACUGGUUUGAUCGUUAUGGUCAUGUUGUUCCGGAGCUUGUUGUUGAUCAGUCGUUCAUUCACCAUGGUCGGCGAUUUAGUGAGACUAUGAAAGAAGGUGAUCUUUCGGAUUGA
Molecule: messenger RNA, 1170 nt
Organism: Fusarium subglutinans
Lineage: Eukaryota; Fungi; Ascomycota; Sordariomycetes; Hypocreales; Nectriaceae
Exons: 2
Coding region: 1-1170 (389 amino acids)
Source: RefSeq, a predicted model, not a curated record